CAACGAGGUGCGUCGUCUGCAUCAUCUCCUCCUUUAACCACCACCGCUUCAGGCCUUCACCGAAGAGCCAUUGGCAUAUCUCACAUCCGCUCUGUUCUCAGAGGAAGAAGAAGGCGACAUUCGAGUGGAAAUGGCUCUGUAUCUCAGUAGCGCGUGUGCUUGCGGAUUAAGAGUGAGGGCAUCUCAGGCAGCUCCACCCAGAGCCACGGCUUCAGAAGAAGGGAAGGUGAAACUCGGAGGGUCUGGAUUGAUGGUCACCCAGCUCGGGAUUGGGGCCUGGUCUUGGGGCGACACCACCUACUGGAACAAUUUCGAAUGGGAUGAUAGAAAAAUGAAGGCUGCAAAAAGAGCAUUUGAUGCUAGCGUCGAUUGUGGAAUAACAUUCUUUGAUACUGCAGAGGUUUAUGGAGCAAGGUUCUCUCUAGGUGCAAUAAAUUCUGAAACUCUACUCGGGAGAUUUAUUAAGGAAAGAAAAGAGAGGAAUCCGGAUGUGGAGGUUGCCGUUGCAACCAAGUUUGCAGCCUUGCCAUGGAGGCUUGGGCGUAAAAGUGUCGUUGCAGCCCUCAAAGAUUCUCUAAGCCGGCUCGGUCUCUCCUCGGUUGAACUUUAUCAACUACAUUGGCCAGGAAUAUGGGGAAAUGAAGGUUAUAUUGAUGGGUUGGCAGAUGCAGUAGAAUUAGGCCUUGUGAAAGCUGUUGGGGUUUCAAACUACAAUGAAAAACGCCUUCGAGAUGCAUACAAGAAGCUUAACAAGAGGGGUAUACCCCUAGCUUCAAACCAAGUAAACUACAGUCUAAUAUACAGGUUGCCCGAGGAGAAUGGUGUGAAGGCUGCCUGUGAUGAACUAGGGGUCACUUUAAUUGCAUAUUCUCCUAUUGCUCAAGGUGUUCUUACUGGAAAGUAUACUCCAGAAAAUCCUCCAACGGGUCCUCGCAGACAGAUUUAUACUCCCAAGUUUUUAACCCAACUGCAACCACUGAUAAACCGAAUAAAGGAGAUAGGAGAACAUUACAACCGAACUCCAACACAGGUGGUGCUGAACUGGUUGAUAUCCCAAGGGAAUGUGGUCCCCAUCCCGGGGGCCAAAAAUGCAGAGCAGGCUCGAGAAUUUGCUGGCGCCCUGAGCUGGAGAUUGACAAAGGAAGAAGUCGAGGAGCUUCGAUCUUUGGCAUCACUUGUCAAGCCUGUUGCUGGCAUCCCUGUUGAAAAACUCUAAUCAUAUGAAAUUCAUCCCAUCACCAUGCUGAUAUCAAACUUUUUACUGCUACAAACAAUAUACUCUCUCCACUCACAUCUAAAAUCAUUAUGACUUUUGCGAUAUCAAAAGUUAAAUGAAUGUAGACAAUUAGACAUGACAAAUGUCCAUAUUCAUUCAAUUUUUGAUGCAUCAUAAAAGUCACUUUAUAAUGAUUGGUUAAAUACUUAAAUGUGUGAAUAUAGGGAGUAGGCUGUAAUUAUCAUAUGGCAUCAUAUAUUGUGUUUAGUGGAUUCUGGUGGUGCAUGCAUGUCUCUUUCACUUUGCUGGAUCCAAGGGGCUAUGAUAAGGUAAGGUGCAACUCUACAAG
Messenger RNA from Cuscuta campestris, 1565 nucleotides. The record is from the annotation of a GenBank genome assembly. NCBI's taxonomy places the organism in Eukaryota, Viridiplantae, Streptophyta, Magnoliopsida, Solanales, Convolvulaceae.